AUGACAAAGUGGCAACAAGCACUGACAGAAAACGAUCUGUAUUAUAUCAAGUGCAUUCGAGUGACUGCACCACUCCCAUUCAUGAAGCAAUUGAAUUUCGAAGUGAUUGAUGUUCCUGGUUUGAAGAGUGGCUCCUUUAGCAAAAUCUUUGAAAGAAUGGCCAUGGAAGCUGGAAGAUGGGCAGAUCGAAUCCUAAUCUUUCCAAAUAGUUUCAGAUCAGAGUUUCCUACUGAUUACUUUGAAUUGAUGGGGAAAAUCUUCAACGAUCAUCACAUUCAAAGAAAUCCAAAGACUUUUUGUUAUUGCUUUGGUGGAAGAACCAUUAGUCCAGAGAAUGCAUCGAAAGAAUUCUUGGAUUGUCAAAGUGAGAAAACGACCAUCUCGAUCACAACAACAUUCAAGACGUAUCUUUCAGAUUUCUUUGAUUACAAGUUCGAUGACAUUCCAAGAGGACCCAAUGAGAGAUCAGCCAAUACUCAAAUUCAAUUUGUUGAAUCCAAGAAGAAAGUUUUAGUAUUUUUAAACUCUCAAUUCAUGUCCUUUCCAAUUCCUAACACGAAUUCACCAAAUUUCAAACAAGAAUUUGAAUAUACCAGAAACAGCUUUUCAUUGAUGGUAAAGAAAGAUCAAUUAAUUUACAUGAAUAGAUUAGCUCAGCAGAUUAGAGAAUUGGCAUUGAUAUGCAUUCCAAUCAUGAUUGCGAAAUCCAAGUACCAGACGGCCAAGAGUCGAAAAGAUGAAACAGAACAACUGAUGAAACAAUGUCACAAAUCUGUGAAAGCAAUUGUCAAAGGACUCAAACAAACAUUGAAAAAGAAGAAUCCAAAGAAAGCAAUUGGAGAGCUGUUGAAAGAACAUUCUCUCGUCUCAUGUGUUCAAUUAUCUAACAAUUCUUCUCACACCAAAUUGAUCAUUAGUCACUUGUCAGUCAUUGAAGAAUAUAUCAAAGCCAUUGCCAAAAAACAUUUGAUCACUGAAUCGACACGAGAUGUUGAAGAAGAUGUUAAAAACUUUUCAGAGGCAGUGCUUCCAUUUUUUGAUUUGAACCAUGAAAAUCAUAUUGUGCUGGCCACUGAGAUGAAAGGAGUUUUAAAUGAUUUGUUUUGCUCCUUCAUUAAGACCAGAGAAGUGGAAUAUGAAGGAAAUUUCAAUAUUCAUUUCUGUCCUUUGAAAAAAGAUGAACUCAACUCGAGUGUACUCAAGUUGCUUCUCAGGACCACUAUUCAGAUUUCUGCCAAAAUUGUUGCCAAUUCAGAUAGUGCUGUCAAAAAGAACAUGUACCGAAGAGACAAGACCACUGCGACCAUUCACAUUCUCAACCAUGAUGAUUUACCUGUUCAGAAAUCGUGCAUAAUGAACCUUUCGAUUAAGAAGAAUUUACAAGUAAUUCUUUCCAAUGUUCAAGAGAAUGAUUUUGAAUCUUUCAAAAAUUUUGUUCCUUCCAGUGUCUUGUUGAAUCACCAUGUCAAGACAAGAAUAGCUCCUGUGUUUUUCUUAGCUAGUCCCGAUGUGUCUCAUCUUGCUUUUCAAGAUAUUUGGGAAAUGUACACCACUGAAUCCUUAAUCAUUAUUGUCACACCAGAGGAGAAUGUGGACAUGUUCAGAGAUUUGGCCACUGAUUCGAACAAGAUGAAUCACCAAGUACGGAUUUUAAGUGUUCAUGUGGAGAAUGGUUUAUACUCUGAAGUGAUUCAUUUGGUAAAGCUCAAUAUCAAAUGUCUCUUUGAAUAUAUAAGUCCCUUGAAAGAAUAUGUUUCAAGUGAAUUUACUCUUAUACGAUAUUUGAGAAGUGCAGAGUCCAUUCUGUAUAAUGAAAUGAGUUUAGAUCAACAGAUGAAUGUGAUUGAACAGUUCUUAAAUGAAAGUAGACAAGCAAUCUAUAACCAUCAAUUGAAUAGUCUUAAAACUCUUCAACACUUUCUUACGAGAGAGAAUGUCGACACCUGUAUGGAAAAUGUGGCACGUUUUGUGGAAUCUCUAAGAAUGAUCGAUUCUGAAAUGAACAAGAAGAAUCCUUCUGAAAAAUCAUCAUGUUUUGAAAGUAGAUUCAAAACUUCAUUCUUUUCUAAAAACAAGGGAAGAGUGGGUUGUUGGGAUGGUAAAACCAGAGUCAUUGAUAAGAACAAGAUUUAUUCACGAGAUGGUUACAAUUAUUUCAUUUCUAAUUAUGCGACAGGAAUUGGGACGUAUUUGAUGCAAUCGAUUGAUUUGAUGAUGCCAGUGGCAGAUGAUAAAUUUACAAAGGAUCUUCCAGAGCAUUAUGAAACCAUUGAGUAUGGUUUUAGUGAUCGAAAGAUGAUUAAUUUUAGAACCAACCUGUUGGCUCAUGGAGUGGGAGGAUUCUUGCAUUUUGGAUUUAAAUAUCAAGUGGAAUCUUCCAAAGAUCAGAAAAGAAAAAGCUCAUCGUCAUCAUCUUCUUCUUCGAAAAAGAAUAGAAAAUAA
Naegleria fowleri is the source of this 2442-nucleotide messenger RNA. RefSeq lists its product as uncharacterized. Lineage: Eukaryota; Heterolobosea; Eutetramitea; Acrasida; Naegleriidae. The transcript is spliced from 2 exons. The coding region runs from base 1 to 2442 and encodes 813 amino acids. The record is from RefSeq and is a predicted model, not a curated record.